Morus notabilis is the source of this 2303-nucleotide messenger RNA. RefSeq names its product neutral ceramidase 2. Lineage: Eukaryota; Viridiplantae; Streptophyta; Magnoliopsida; Rosales; Moraceae. The transcript has 9 exons. Gene Ontology annotation, molecular function: N-acylsphingosine amidohydrolase activity. The coding region runs from base 1 to 2280 and encodes 759 amino acids. Gene Ontology annotation, cellular component: extracellular region. The record is from RefSeq and is a predicted model, not a curated record. Gene Ontology annotation, biological process: long-chain fatty acid biosynthetic process; sphingosine biosynthetic process; ceramide catabolic process.
AUGACAAGAAGCAAGAUCAAGAACCGGCCUCUAUUAUCGCUUGUUGUGGCUGUCCUAGGUUUCUUUUGGCGUACUAUAACGGCGAGUAGUAAUGGCGAAUAUUUGAUAGGAGUUGGGAGCUAUGACAUGACUGGACCGGCAGCCGGGGUGAACAUGAUGGGCUACGCCAACCCCUUCCAAACAACGGCGGGUGUGCAUUUCCGGCUAAGGGUGAGGACUUUCAUAGUGGCCGAGAGCUCCCAAGGUCCGAGGUUUGCCUUUGUUAAUCUUGACUCAGGAAUGGCUUCGCAGCUCGUUACUAUUAAAGUGCUCGAGAAGCUCAAAACAAGGUUUGGAGGUUUAUAUACGGAAGAAAAUGUGGCAAUCAGUGGGAUUCACACUCAUGCGGGACCCGGGGGCUAUUUGCAGUACAUGCUUUACACAAUAGCGUCCCUGGGUUUUGUCCAACAAUCCUUUGACGCGAUUGUGGAUGCAAUUGAGCAGAGCAUUAUUCAGGUUCAUGGAAGCCUCAAACCAGGAUCAGUCUUCAUCAAUCAAGGGGACGUGGAAAAUGCUGGAAUAAACAGAAGCCCAAGUGCGUAUUUGAUGAAUCCAGAAGAGGAGAGAGCUCGGUAUUCGACAAACGUCGAUAAACUUAUGACACUGUUGAAGUUUGUUGAUGGUGCAAGCGGGAAGAGCAUUGGAGGGUUCAGCUGGUAUGCGACGCAUGGAACGUCAAUGAGCAAAGACAACAAACUUAUCAGCGGCGACAACAAGGGCGCUGCCGCUAGGCUCUUUGAGGACUGGUUCGCUUCCGCUAGUACUCAAUCUCCUUCCCACUCUAUUACCAAUUCUUCUUCUUCUUCCCUAGAUGUUGGUGAUGAACUAAUAAAGAAAGCUCAAAGAAUCAAAGCCACGGGAGGAAAGCUCUGCGGUCCAAAAACCAGCCAAGGGUUCAAAGUAAGAAAGAACGAUGGGUCCCUCUUCGUAGGGGCUUUUUGCCAAUCAAAUGUGGGAGAUGUCACCCCUAAUGUGUUGGGAGCAUUUUGCACUGAUAGUGGCAAACCUUGUGAUUUCCAGCACUCCACUUGCGAUGGCGAUAACCAGCGCUGUUUGGGCCGUGGACCAGGGUAUCCAGAUGAAAUACUAAGCACGAAGAUCAUAGGAGAGAGGCAGUUUAAACAGGCCGUUGAUCUAUUCAUGUCGGCUACGGAGCAACUAACUGGAAAAAUCGACUACCGACAUGUGUAUCUGAAUUUCACGAACAUCGAGGUUGAUUUGCAUGGGAAGAACGUGGUGCAAACGUGCCCUGCUGCUCUUGGACCGGGUUUCGCCGCUGGGACUACGGAUGGGCCCGGUUUCCCUGGUUUCCAACAAGGUGAUAAGAAGUUAAGUGAGCGGUGGAUAAAACUGAGGGACGCUCUGAAGAAACCGAGCCAAUAUCAAUUGGACUGCCAAUACCCCAAGCCAGUUUUGAUCGAUAGUGGCGAAAAGUUUGAUCCUUAUGCAUGGGCGCCUGCAAUAUUACCAAUUCAAAUUCUCAGGUUGGGAAAACUGAUCAUACUUUCUGUCCCUGGAGAAUUCACCACCAUGGCCGGGCGGCGACUAAGAGAAGCAGUUAAGGAGACACUAAUUGGCGAUGGCAGCGGCGAAUUUGAUAAUAACACGCAUGUUGUAAUAGCAGGACUUUCAAAUACCUACUCACAAUAUGUUGCCACAUUUGAAGAGUACACACAACAACGAUAUGAGGCUUCUUCAACUCUUUAUGGUCCUCAUACCUUAUCAGCAUAUAUUCAAGAGUUUAAGAAACUAGCAAAAGCAAUGGCAAAAGGAGAACCUGUCCCAAAGGGUCCUUCCCCGCCAGAUCUUUCCUCAGAAAUAAUUCGCAACCAAGUCGGACCUGUUGGAGAGUCACCUCCCCCGGGGGUGAAUUUUGGCGACAUAAAAGACGACGUAAAUCUACCGAAGAGUGGCUCGUUUGCGAAAGGUGAAAGAGUAAACGCAACAUUUUGGAGCGCAAACCCAAGGUACGAUCUCUUGACAGAAGGAACGUAUGCAGUUGUAGAGAUGCUUCAAGGCAAAAGUUGGAUCUCGGUUUAUGAUGAUGAUGAUCUCAGCUUGUAUUACAAAUUCAAAGUGGAUAAGAGUGGCUAUUAUGGCUUGGCAAACCUAGAAUGGGAAAUACCAAAAGAGGCCAAAUCUGGGGUUUACAGGCUAAGGCACUUCGGAUCUUCAAGGAAGAAAAAGGACUCUCCCAACAUAUACUUUACUGGAGCAUCCAGUUCAUUUGCAGUGUCAUAGAGAAAAGAAAUCUCAUAAUUUUA